This is a messenger RNA of Scomber japonicus (chub mackerel), 2224 nucleotides long. RefSeq names its product WD repeat domain 45B (gene wdr45b). The record is from RefSeq and is a predicted model, not a curated record. The coding region runs from base 108 to 1142 and encodes 344 amino acids. Gene Ontology annotation, biological process: nucleophagy; protein lipidation; protein localization to phagophore assembly site. Gene Ontology annotation, molecular function: phosphatidylinositol-3,5-bisphosphate binding; protein binding; phosphatidylinositol-3-phosphate binding. Lineage: Eukaryota; Metazoa; Chordata; Actinopteri; Scombriformes; Scombridae. Gene Ontology annotation, cellular component: phagophore assembly site membrane; cytosol; extrinsic component of membrane. The transcript has 10 exons.
UUCUGCUCAGCACACUCCAGAGGAAUGGUAGCCGGCUACUUCUUCAGGCAACACUUUUUGGAUUAACUUGCUAACGUCAUUUGGCAGUCGGUUGUUCCGUUAAAAUAAUGAAUUUACUACCGUCAAAUCCUCAUGGGAAUGGGCUCCUUUAUGCUGGAUUUAACCAGGAUCAUGGAUGCUUUGCCUGUGGAAUGGAGAAUGGAUUCCGUGUGUACAACACAGAUCCUCUUAAAGAGAAGGAGAAACAAGAGUUCCUGGAGGGCGGGGUCGGCCACGUGGAGAUGCUGUUCAGGUGUAACUAUUUAGCUUUAGUGGGAGGAGGAAAGAAACCCAAAUACCCAACCAACAAAGUGAUGAUCUGGGACGAUCUGAAGAAGAAGACGGUAAUCGAGAUCGAGUUCUCAACAGAAGUCAAAGCGGUGAAGCUUCGGCGUGACAGGAUCGUGGUGGUCUUGGACUCGAUGAUCAAAGUGUUCACCUUUACCCACAACCCCCAUCAGCUGCACGUGUUCGAGACCUGCUACAACCCCAAAGGUCUGUGCGUGCUCUGUCCGAACAGCAACAACUCUCUGCUGGCGUUCCCCGGGACUCACUCAGGCCACGUUCAGAUAGUGGACCUGGCCAACACAGAGAAACCUCCAGUUGACAUCCCAGCCCACGAGGGGGCGCUGUGCUGCAUCGCCCUGAACCUGCAGGGCACGAGGAUAGCUACUGCAUCAGAGAAAGGGACUCUCAUUAGAAUUUUCGACACGUCCGCCGGUCAGCUCAUACAGGAGCUGAGACGAGGCUCACAGGCAGCCAACAUUUACUGUAUUAACUUCAACCAGGACGCUUCCCUCAUCUGUGUGUCCAGUGAUCACGGGACAGUGCACAUCUUUGCAGCUGAGGACCCAAAAAGAAACAAACAGUCGAGUUUGGCAUCAGCCAGCUUUCUCCCCAAAUACUUCAGCUCCAAGUGGAGUUUCUCCAAGUUCCAGGUCCCCUCAGGCUCUCCAUGUUUGUGUGCCUUUGGAACAGAGCCCAACGCUGUCAUAGCCAUUUGUGCUGACGGCAGCUACUACAAGUUCCUGUUCAACCAGAAGGGGGAGUGUUCCAGAGACGUCUACGCCCAGUUCCUGGAGAUGACUGACGAGAAAAUAUGACCCUUGACCCCCCCCCUCUGCGGACUCACUUAUUACACACCCUGGUUUUUUUUUUUUUUUUUUUUUUUUUUCCUUUUCUGUUUUUGUGGAGGGAGGACAGUCCCCGCGCUGGCUGCACGUCUUUAUCUUGACAGACUCUGUUAUAAAGAGCAUCAGAUGAAGGGGGGACGGAGAAAGAGAAUCACAGACUCGACGGGGAGCAAAGAAGGACAAAUGGACAUAGACUCGUGAGGACGGUCUCUGGACAGAGGGACACGGGUGCUGACUUGACUCCCAAAACCAAACACACACACACACACACAUACAAAAAAAGAGGGAAGGCUAUUUUUGUUUUUUGUUUCUGAAAGGACAAUGCCGCUUUUUAAGACGUCUUCCAAGGACUUUACAAUGGAUGGCUAUUUUUAAUCACAUAGAUGAUUCCUGACAGGUAGACGAAUUGAAAACAUUGAGAUUUUUGUCAACUAACACCACCUAACCUAACUAUAGGGAGUGCCUCUGAACUGAGUCGAGACUGGAGAGAAUCUGUACGUGUGCACAUUAUUAUCGUCGUCAAGUAUACAUACGUGUUCGUGUAUAUACAAAUGUACCAUAAUCGGCGUUCGCAAAGCAGGAUCGGAACCAACUACCUUACACUGUUUUUUUUUUUUCCAGCUGUGAACAUCAGUGAAGGAACACCUGGAAACAUUUGAAGACACUGAUCCUGCGUUGCUGAACGUCACCUUUAGUAUUACUAGAUUUUCUUAUAUUCACUGUAUAAACACGAAGCGCCAGACUGAACUUUAACUACAUAGAAUUGUACAGAAUAGUAGCAAGAAAAAAAAACCUGAAAGUUUUUUGUUUUGUUUCACUGCUUCCUUUUUUUCAUAAAUUGUGCAAUAUGUUUUUUCCCUAAUUUUUUUCUUCGUAAAAAGGGCUUUAAAAUUUGAGUUUGUAUCUAAAGAUGAACGCUUAAAGACAUAGUUGGAUAUUUAUCAGGAAAUGGUUUUAUUAGUGUUAUUUUUGAAGAGCUAGAUCAGAAGAUUGUAUGCUAAAUAUGAAGCUACAACAAUUAGCUAGCUUAGCAUAGAGAAUGGAAAUGGCUA